This is a messenger RNA of Esox lucius (northern pike), 3122 nucleotides long. RefSeq lists its product as uncharacterized. The transcript is spliced from 3 exons. Bases 311 to 1195 code for a protein of 294 amino acids. The record is from RefSeq and is a predicted model, not a curated record. Lineage: Eukaryota; Metazoa; Chordata; Actinopteri; Esociformes; Esocidae.
GGUGCCGGAAAUCUUUUAAACUAGCGACGAUGGGUGUUACGGCCCUGGAGUCCCAUAUGAAGGCUGCCAAACACAUUGCGUGUAGUACUGCUCGCCAGCGCCAACCACCAAUUGUGCAGUUCUGUGCACCACAGACCUCUUCGGUUAAUGAAACAGCUCUGGCUAUCAAUAAUGAAGACAUUUCAACAUCAAACGCAUUGCCGCCACAGCCAAAGAACAUCAUAUCUUACUGCGGCUCGACAAUCUCAAAACAAUCUCUGAGCACCACUCUUACACAUCGAAUGAGAACAUUACAGAGAUUUUUAAAACCAUGUUUCCUGACUCCGAGAUCGCAGCUACAUUCUCGUGUGGAAGCAACAAAACUUCAUAUAUUACUAAAUUCGGAUUGGCUCCCUUUAUAACUAAAGAACUGACUGACAAGGUCAAUAUAGCCAACGGGUUUGUGGUCAUGUUUGACGAGAGUCUCAAUAAGAUGACGAAAAGUAAGCAGUUGGACCUUCAUAUUCGCUACUGGGUGGAUAACCAUGUCCAGUCACGAUACUUCGGCUCGCAGUUUAUGGGCCAUGCAACGGCGGUGGACCUGCUCAAACAUUUCAAAGAGUGUGUAUGUGACCUUGACUUGAGGAAGAUGGUCUCAGUGUCUAUGGAUGGACCCAAUGUUAAUUGGCGUUUUUUUGAGAUGCUGCAGCAGGAGCAUGCAGAGCAUUUUGGGGGUGUUCAGCUGGCAGUGGUGGGGAGUUGUGGCCUGCAUACUCUCCAUAAUGCUGUCAAAUGUGGAUUCACCGAGUGGCAUAUGGAGAAGUUCCUAAGAGCUCUGCAUACAAUUUUCCACAAUGUGCCAGCAAGGAGAGAGGAUUUCUAUAAUCUCACUAAGUCCAAAAUCUUCGCUUUGCCUUUUUGUGGUCAUCGCUGGGUCGAGAACCUCCCUGUGGCGGAGAGGGCCCUUGUCAUCUGGCCAGACAUGAUGAAGUAUGUUGAGGCUGUCAGCACCAAAAAGCUUCCUAACCCUGGGACAUCCUCCUAUGAUACCAUUGAGGCAGCAACCAAAGACCCUCUCAUUCUGGCAAAGCUUAACUUUUUCAUGGCAGUGUGUCGAAGUGUAACACCUUUCCUCACCAGAUACCAAACUGAUGAACCUGUGCUGCCUUUCAUUGCUAAUGAUUUGGCUGAACUGCUGAAGAGUUUGCUGAGGUGAUUCAUUAAUCAAGAACUUCUCAAUGAUGCCACACCUCAGCAUUUGGUCCGGCUUGAUGUUAGUGAUAUGCAGUCCAGGGUUCAUCUAAGAGCUGAUGAUAUUGGCAUUGGAGCUGAGGCUGCAAUAAAGGUAUUUAGGAAAUACAUAUUGUGUGACCAGGCUGGUGUCCCUGUUGUUAGACUGGUCUACUCAACCUCUCACUGGAUUAGCUAGAAGGAAAGAGGAGGGAGGGGAAGCUAUUUACUUAAUUUAGUCCCCAUUCAUCCUUAGGAACGUCAGCGGCAGAGUAGAUCCACCGAGGAGCUUUCUGUCCUCCAGUUCAGAAAAGAAUGCAUGGAGGGUCUGUCCAAAAUUGUAAAGAAGAUUCAAGAGAAGAGCCCUUUGAAAUUCCCAACUGUAAGACAAAUGACUUGUCUUAACCCAGCCGUGAUGUAUUCAGAUCCAGAAUUGUGUCAGGGCCAGAUGAAGUGUCUAGUCAAAAGGUUUCUUCAAGACAAGCAGUUAGAUGGAGUUGCUACAGGUACAUAAGAUUAAGUCCUGACGUUAGGCAUACAAUUUACAAAAAACACAUGUACAUUUGAUUGGAUUAUUAUAUAUGUGAGGGAUUUUUAUUUCACUUCUUCUUUAGGUGAUCUGAUCAUUCAGCAGUUUUCACAAUUGUUGUCUCUGGAGGUGAGGAAUGAGAAGUUCCUGUCUUUCAAGCCCCUUGAGGAGAGGCUGGAUGUGUUUCUCCAUUCGUAUAUAAGUCAGCCCUACCCACAGCUCUGGGCUUUCAUCAGAAACCUUCUGCUCCUCUCCCAUGGGCAAGCUACGGUGGAGAGAGGCUUGUCUAUCAAUAAACAAGUAGAAACUUGUAAUAUCCAUGAGGACACUGUCAUUGCACAAAGAGUUGUGUGCGAUUACGUGUCCAUGCAUGGGGGUGUUACCAAGGUGCCCCUCACACCAGAGCUCCUGUCUUCAGUCACAUCAGCAAGGGUGAGGUACAGAAUGCAUCUUGAAAGUGAACGGAAGAAAAAAGAAUCUCAAGCACAGGGUCAAAAAAGAAGAAUGAUUGAAGAGCAGCUAAAAAAGUCAAGACAGACCAUCCAGGAAGUUGCAGAGCAUCUGAGGAGGGAUGCAGACAAGAUGGCAGAAGAGGCUGAGGGCAAACAAGGCAGCAGAAUGGCAGAGCUAAUUGCCAAGUCAAACGCAUUGAGAAGAAGCCACAAGCAGAAGUUGACAGAACUUGAGAGCCUGGGCGAAAAAAUUGCAACCAAGGCAGCAGACCUGCGAAGGCUGUAGUGUUCAACAUCAAGAUCAAAUCUAUUUGUUAAUUGUAAAUCAAAUGUGUGUUAUGCUGUUGCGUAUACACGUACAUAUAUCUGAUCAUUUAAAUAAAAUGUUUUAUUUAAUUCAAGAUGCCUACUUGCACAUAAUUAUUUUCUAGGGAUCAACAUUUAUACAGAUUUGACAUUUUCCCUUCAUACGUCUGUCGGAAUGGGUUCGAAGUUGGCAUUGAAUUUAAUUUGAAAUGGCAUUAAAAAGGUCUUAAAAAGCCUUGAAUUUUAUUUGGAAGAUCCUGGGGGUACCCUGGUAUGUGCGGCUUGUAUGCUUGAUAACUUUACGUUGGUCAUGCUGAUAAAACCUUAUUUGCGGUCUGAUGUUCAACGCUGUCAGCUCGAUAUAUCCGUGACUAUAUUCUAGUAAAUGUUUGAAAUUGGAGCGUUUUACUGUCACACGAGCUACUUCCUGGUUGCGGUGCUGAAUGGGUAAUGUAGUCAAUCGCUUUACUUUGGUAAUGGAUUGCUAUGCACAGCAACUACACUCACUUUAGACCAAUAUACACCUUUGUGGUUUUGGGCUAUUAGUUCAAUAUGUAACAUUGACAUUGCUGUACAUUUGAUGUGUUUUACAUUGAUGUAUAUUUCUGUGUUUAGAGAAAUGUGCU